AACGAUGUUGUCAAUGGUACCGCUUUGUUGUAAUGUUUGUUGUAGAGUGAAUUAGCUCUCUUGAACUCUUUAAUACGGUUACGUGGAGCUUGCUUGUUCUUUGUAAAUGGACGGUGUGCCUUGCCUCCGUGUGUCGCAGUGUCACGUUCAGACGUUCAGAACAUGUCUACAGUCCAAAGGAGCUCUGGACCUGGAUUUCUGCCUUCUGAGCGAGUCAGAUGAAACCGUCCUUUUACCCAUUUUACCUUCCUGUCUGUCACAAUUGGACCUGCAAUCCCUCAGAAAUAUGGUGGCUUCAGACAGUGCCUGUGAAAUAGUUUGGAGUCAGUCUCCUCUACAGUCAAAAAAGGAGAGAGGACGAUCAACUAGUGAUAAACUGGAGAAUAUACUGCAGAAGCUUUUGGAAACCCAUGGUGAAAGAUGGUCGGAGGAGCUAAGGGCAGACCUUCCCCGUAGCUUUCAGAGGCAUGGAGACCUUGUCCUACUAGGAGACAGCUGUUUCAACCUGCCAGGCUGGAAGAAAAUAGACCAUCAGCUGUGGAGUGCAGUAGCCAAAGGACUUGGGGCAAAGCGUGUAGCGAAGAUGAGUCAUAUAUCUAGUGAUGGAUUUAGGUCUCCCAUGGUGAAAAUGCUGCUGGGGGAGCAUAGCUGGGUCAAACAUGUGGACAACAAGAUUAGUUAUGAGUUUGAUGUGACCAAAUGCAUGUUCUCAGCUGGAAACAUUACAGAGAAGCUCCGGGUGGCAGGAUUUGACUGCAGUGGGGAGACUGUGGUUGAUUUGUAUGCAGGCAUUGGAUACUUCACCCUUCCAUAUCUGGUCCACACUGGGGCCCACCAUGUUCACGCCUGUGAGUGGAACCCUGACGCAGUUGAAGCUUUAAAGAGAAACCUUGUGUCAAACAGGGUGUCAGACCACUGCACUGUUCACCAAGGAGACAACAGACAACUCCAGCUGUGUGACAUCGCUGACCGAGUAAAUCUGGGUCUCAUACCGAGCUCUGAGGACAGCUGGCCUGUCGCAUGCAGACUGCUGAGGAGAGCGACUGGUGGCAUUUUGCACAUUCACCAGAACGUUACCUCACCGUUUACGAACAAAGCAACCGUUCCAGAAAUCAAUGAUGCCACUCAGAGGGCUUCUGGGAAGAGGGCUGACAGAGAGGUGUGGCAGGACUGGGCUUAUGACACAGCAAACCGCAUCAGCUCUCUUUUAAAGGACAUCUCUGGUGCAGCAUGGAGAACAAACAUUCAACACAUAGAACAUGUGAAGUCAUAUGCACCUCAUGUUCACCAUGUAGUUUUGGACUUGGAGUGCAGACCGUCCUGAGCUGAAGAGUAAUACUGAGUGAACACUUUGGCAUUAAAUAGCGAAAAAAUGAAGUAUAUGUUCACACAGAACAGCUGGGUUAUGUGAUUAUUUAUGUCAGUGUUUUUCUAAACCUUUAUUUACCCUGUGCAGGUUCACUGAGCGGAGAUGCUGCCCUACAUUGUACACAUGCUUUUAUGAUCACACAUAGAAAGGGGAAAAGUUUACCACGACAGUCUUACCUUGUUGGCUACUUGACAGCCCCUCCAAAGAAAAACUCCUUCGGGUGUCUUGUUGUAGGGGCACCAUAUUGUUGUGAUGCAGUAGUAUUUAUAGGUUUGGGGUACUUUCAUAUAUACAAUACACUAAAUCUGUGGAACUUAAAUUUAGGGCAGACAUUUUUUUGAUGAUUUUCAUAUGCAAGAAAACUCUCUUUACAUCCCUAAUGGCAAUCAAUGAAUCAAACUCUACUGACAGGUGUGAGGCUAAAGGCAGAGUCUCACUAAAAAAUGUGUAUAAACAGAUGCAGAAUCUUCCAUACAAGGGGCUCAAUGAGUGUUUUCAUGCAUAUUAAAGUGAUGUGAAUCAUAUGAUGUGGUCUUCACAGUCAUCAGGUCUGAACCCAUGAUAACAGCUGUGAGAGAUUAUGGACCCAAAUAAGGGAAUAUCUUCUGGGUGAAUGGUGUUAAUCCAUCCAGUAGAAAUAUAUCCGUAGCAGCGCCAAAGCCGCUCUAGCAGAUAACAGUGAAUGUUUUUACAUUUAUCAUUUAUCUAUCUAUAUCUGUUCAUGGUGUGGAAAACAAAGAAAACAGAUUAAGUGUCCGUGCAACACUUACCUGCAGAGUCAUAUUGCACAUCUGUAAAUGGUUAGAUUAUUUUUUUGUUGAGUGAUAAUUCAAAUGAGUUCUCUUUUUUGUAGCUUUUAAUCAUGAAAUACAAGUCAGAGAAUAUUCAUAUGUUUUAAAGGUUCAGAGAUAAUUUGCUUUACAAUGUAUUUUUCUACUGUUGUGUUGCCCAUGCCCUGACAUCAAGCAUGAGUAUUGUAGUGGGGGGAGGAGUUGGACUAACUAAUAAGAAAUCCAAUGGGCUGAAGGGCCUCAGUGGGCCUGAAAUUGAACCCUUUUUUUUUUCCAUUUACGAAUUAUUUCCUCAAGUCAAGUUUAUUUGGUGAAACAAGUCUGAAAAAAAUGUUGAAUCUGUAUCUGAAUAAAAGGUGAAUUCGCUCUCUUCGGCA
Messenger RNA from Notolabrus celidotus (New Zealand spotty), 2537 nucleotides. It is a transcript of the gene tyw2, whose product is annotated as tRNA methyltransferase 12 homolog. The coding region runs from base 107 to 1324 and encodes 405 amino acids. Gene Ontology annotation, molecular function: tRNA methyltransferase activity. The record is from RefSeq and is a predicted model, not a curated record. The transcript is spliced from 7 exons. Lineage: Eukaryota; Metazoa; Chordata; Actinopteri; Labriformes; Labridae. Gene Ontology annotation, biological process: tRNA methylation. Gene Ontology annotation, cellular component: cytoplasm.